Molecule: messenger RNA, 2512 nt
Organism: Bombina bombina (fire-bellied toad)
Lineage: Eukaryota; Metazoa; Chordata; Amphibia; Anura; Bombinatoridae
Product: alpha-aminoadipic semialdehyde dehydrogenase-like
Molecular function (GO): aldehyde dehydrogenase (NAD+) activity
Source: RefSeq, a predicted model, not a curated record
GGUACCUUAGAGAGAUAGAAUCUAGCUGCUACCCUUUUCUAAUAAAACAAAAUCUUUGCAUUUGCCCCGUGACGGUGUGGUUUCUUUAGUUUGUUGCGCUUAUCUACUGCAUUUGAAGGCUUUGCAUUUGAUACCAUCUCUUGCCUAGCAGUGUCCUGUCUUACCAGACUACCCGAUGGUAUGGAGAAGUGGCAAGAAAUUUUCAACUUUCUCUCUGUGGGAGAAUUCCCAUUAUGGUAUGAUAAAUCCCAGAAAUUCCAUCUUAAGAAGUACGCCGCUAAAUUUACACUAAAAGAUGGAGAGCUCUUCUACGGAAGUAAAAAAGUCGUUAAAUCAAAGGAAGAAGGAAGGAGGAUCUUCGAUGAACUCCAUUCACCUCCAUCUGGACGUCACCUAGGCAUCGGAAAAACACGGAUAGCAAUGUCGUCAAAAUUCUUCUGGUUUGGCAUGACCAAGGAUAUUGAGAACUGGGUCCAGCAAUGUGAGAAAUGCCAGUGUAUUAAGGUGUCUGCUGUCCGGAAAUCUAGGAAACACCACUGGGUCACUUCCAAGAUGCACAGCUAUGCUGCAACUAUGUUAAUUAACCAACCAAAGUUUUCAUGGCUGAAAAAACUGGGCCUGAAGGAGGAUAAUGAGGGAGUUUACAAUGGUACAUGGGGAGGAAAAGGAGAGAUCGUGACAUCGUAUUGUCCUGCUAAUAAUUUGCCGAUUGCCAGAGUUAAACAGGCCAGUCUGGAAGACUAUAAUGAAACAGUCAAUAAAGCAAAAGAAGCAUGGAAAAUCUGGGCAGAUAUUCCUGCUCCAAAACGUGGUGAGAUAGUACGACAAAUUGGUAACGCACUUCGAAAGAAGAUCAAACGUCUAGGACAUCUGGAAUCUCUGGAGAUGGGAAAAAUUUUGGUUGAAGGUGUUGGAGAAGUUCAGAAAUGUAUUGAUAUUUGCGACUAUGCAGUUGGCCUUUCUCGUGUCAUUGGGGGACCUAUUUUACCUUCAGAAAGACCUGGCCAUGCUCUGAUUGAACAGUGGAACCCUGUGGGUUUGGUUGGUAUUAUCACUGCCUUUAAUUUCCCAGUGGCGGUCUAUGGCUGGAACAGCGCACUUGCACUUAUUUGUGGGGAUGUCUGUCUAUGGAAAGGAGCUCCUACAACGCCUCUAACUAGUAUAGCUGUUACAAAAAUAAUCGCUCAAGUUUUAGAACACAACAACUUGCCAGGAGCCAUCUGUUCUUUGACAUGUGGUGGGGCUGACAUUGGUAAUGCCAUAGCCCAGGAUGAAAGAGUGGACCUAGUGUCAUUCACUGGCAGCACUGAUGUGGGAAGACAGGUAGCACUUAAAGUUCAAGAAAGAUUUGGCCGCAAGUUGUUGGAACUCAGUGGAAACAAUGCAAUUAUUGUGUUUGAAGAUGCAGAUCUUAACCUUGCCACUUCUUCAGUUCUUUUUGCUGCUGUUGGUACAGCAGGUCAGAGAUGUACAACAGCCAGGCGACUGUUUUUACAAGAAAGCAUUCAUGAUGAAAUUGUGGAGAAACUGUUAAUAGCCUAUUCACAAGUGCGCAUUGGAGAGCCUUGGCACUCUGAUAUCUUGUGUGGUCCUCUUCACACUAAGCAGGCAGUUGAAAUGUUUCUUUCUGCAAUUGAGCAAGCACAAUGUGAAGGUGGUAUAGUGGUAACUGGUGGAAAGGUAAUUGAUCGUCCUGGAAACUUUGUAGAACCAGCCAUCAUAACUGGGCUUUCACACAAUUCACCCAUCGUUCACAAAGAGACUUUUGCUCCAAUACUCUACAUUCUAAAGUUUAAGUCUGAAGAAGAGGCUUUUGCUUGGAAUAAUGAGGUGAAGCAAGGUCUUUCAAGUAGUAUCUUUACUAAGGAUCUUGGAAGAAUAUUCCGAUGGCUGGGGCCGAAGGGAUCUGAUUGUGGACUGGUGAAUGUCAACAUUACUACUAGUGGUGCUGAAAUUGGUGGAGCUUUUGGUGGUGAGAAGCACACAGGUGGAGGUAGAGAGUCAGGAAGUGAUUCAUGGAAACAUUAUAUGAGACGAUCUACCUGCACUAUAAAUUACAGUAAAGAUUUGCCACUGGCACAAGGAAUAAAGUUCAGUGAACAGCCACUAGAUGGCAGUGAAACAGGCUGAUAUUUCAAGACAACUAAGAAAUCCACAAACUGGAAGAUUUCUAUCUGCAAAAAUCUGCCGCAGCUCCUCACUUCAUAGUUGACAAAUAUUUUCUUUAUAAAAGUAAAUCUCUCUAAUGCAUUACUUGAUUUUGUAAUCCGAACAAAAAAAAAACUACAGCAGGUGUCUGUAAACAAAAAGCAAAUAUACCUGGCAACUAUUGCACCAGACUUCUUCACAAUAUUCUCAAUGGCUUAUGUAGGAAUGCCUCCUCCAUACAUUUGUUUCUUCCAUAGAAGAAAAAUAAAGUUUAUUUUUACCAACUCUGUUUAAUUUUAUGUGAUCAUUAUUGCAAGAUCAUCUACUAGACAUUUCUCAACAUAAAAUGCAUAUUUAUAUACUG